Messenger RNA from Sesamum indicum (sesame), 684 nucleotides. The record is from RefSeq and is a predicted model, not a curated record. NCBI's taxonomy places the organism in Eukaryota, Viridiplantae, Streptophyta, Magnoliopsida, Lamiales, Pedaliaceae.
GCGGAUGUAUUCAGCUUUGCCAUAUGCUUUUGGACAGGUUGUGGUAGAACUUCCCCACCUGUUGGUCCAAACACUUGUCUACAGUGUCAUAGUUUAUGCCAUGAUCGGUUUUCACUGGACGCCUGCCAAGUUCUUUUGGUACAUUUUCUUCAUGUACUUCACCUUGUUAUACUUCACGUUGUACGGGAUGAUGACAGUGGCUGUAACACCCAACCAUAACAUAGCUGCCAUAAUCUCAUCUGCAUUCUACGCAAUAUGGAACCUUUUCUCAGGAUUCAUCAUUCCAAAGACUAGAAUUCCAAAGUGGUGGAGAUGGUACUACUACUUGUGUCCAAUGGCAUGGACAUUGUAUGGAUUAGUAGCCUCACAAUUUGGAGAUAUCCAGGAUAAGCUUGACACAGGUGAAACAGUGGAGCAAUUUAUUAGGAGUUAUCUGGGAUUCAAGCAUGACUUUGUUGGAUAUGUUGCUGUUAUUAUAGCUGGAAUAGGUGUGAUUUUUGGCUUCAUUUUUGCAUUCUCCAUCAAGGUAUUUAACUUCCAGACACGAUAGAAGUUUGAAGAUGCCUAGGAAAUAGAGGUUAGCAAUACACAUUACGCUCUUGACAGAAAAGCAUAACUCUCUUAUCCUGUAAUCUUAAUUUUCUGUACUUUUUGCUCUUCAUAUCUGGCCCCCUUCUUCAUUUC